Penicillium brasilianum is the source of this 612-nucleotide messenger RNA. The record is from the annotation of a GenBank genome assembly. Lineage: Eukaryota; Fungi; Ascomycota; Eurotiomycetes; Eurotiales; Aspergillaceae.
AUGCCCAUCACCGAAUUCGCUCUCCUGCGUCUCAAAGAACAGGAACCAUCAGCGCAGACCAAGUCCAGUCUUCGCGAUGUUGUCAAGGAACAAUCCGCCUGGUCAAAGUACCCAGUGAACUUCCUUCGUCAGAUCGAAGACUCAAGUCUAGUCUACCUCCUCGGUGGAUGGGCGUCCGUGGCCGAACACUUCGGAGACUGGAUUACCUCCGAGCCGAAUCAGCGGUUACUAGCUGAACUCAAGGAUGCCAUUGAUAUAGAAUGGUUAUUCCAUCUGGAGAUCGAUCCUUCUGCAAACAGCAUCCCCCUCAAUGCACCGGUCCUCGGUAUAAGCCGAUACUUUGUGCAGGCUAGCAAGAAGGACGAAUUCGAAAACGUCUUCACAGUAGGGGCCCCUCAUCUCGGAGAAUACACUGCUCCGUACGGUUACGCUGGCGGCUGGCGCAUUGAUAAAGAAGGCGAGGAUGAGGAAUUCGUGCUCUUCAGUGGCUGGAACAAAGUCGAAGAUCACUUUGCUUUUGCCGAGUCUGAUGCUUUCAAGGAAUUUGGGAAGAUCAAAGAUGCUAUCAAGGGUGCGGUAAUUAAACAUGUACACUUGGAAAAGUGGGAGUAG